Leptosia nina is the source of this 1953-nucleotide messenger RNA. The record is from the annotation of a GenBank genome assembly. NCBI's taxonomy places the organism in Eukaryota, Metazoa, Arthropoda, Insecta, Lepidoptera, Pieridae.
AUGAAAAGAAAUAAAAAUGACGCUAUUAAAGCUGUGGUUACUUCUUACUUAGAACGCAGAAAUUAUCCAGACAUUGAUAUUUUUAAUAACAGUAAUUCUAUAAGCAAAAGUGCUGAAGAAAUGGCUGUAGCCACUAUUGUUCAGUGUGAAUCUAGCCGUGCUAAUUCAAUUUUAUUUUCUUGUAUAAAUAAUGACCCUGGGCAGUAUGAUAUCCAAUAUACUAGGUUAUUGAACUUUAUAAAAGAUAUAAAAAUUGAGAGGGUCAAAAAUGAACUCCUAGGAUUAUUAACACCACUUCUCUGUCAUUUGUACCUGGAAAUGUUGAGAGGGGGCCACAGUGGUCCAGCACAAAUGUUUCUAAAAAGACAUUCAGCAACUUUACCCCAAAAAGAUUUAUCAUAUCAUCAACCAAUUGAUGGGAACUUGCCAUCGGCUCUCUAUCGGCCAAAUAGUUUAGAACAACUGUUUAACUCUAUUCAAAAUGGCACUAUUGACAAUGAAACACCUGAAAAGGAUUACAUGAAUCAAUUGCUUGAUGAUAUUGGUUCAGUAUAUACCUUGCAAGAAAUUGAAUCAAGACCAACUAUUGCUGCAUUUAGAUCCUGCAAAUUUGAUAUUAACUUAUCACAAGAUGCGCUGAAUAUGCUUAAAGCCUAUUUAGCUAAACAUGGACAUGUCUUGUUAAUACAAGUUUUGCAGACAUGGUUUCACAUUGAUGUAAAUGGAGAGAAUAGCAAAAGUAAUGGGGAAGAUGAAGAAGAAGAUUCAAAGGAAAAAAUCAAGUUUGAACUCAAUAUUAUGGCUGAUAUUAAACCUGAUGUUUUCUCUACAUGCAAUGGACAUGCUGAAUAUCAAUCAGUGGAUAAAGAAUUACGAGACCUGCAGGAUGCUAUUAAAGGUGUUAGAGAAUCCUUGGCACCAUUGAAGUUGUACAAGAUAGCUGCUCCUGAUACUAAUUUAAUAUGUGCAAAAACUGACCAAUACUGCAAUGUGUUGUGUGGAGGAUUUGGCAAUUCCGAGAUAAGGCUUUGGGACCUUGGUCAGAAUAAUGCUAACAGAAGGAUGAAUCGAAAUAUUUCCGAAAUAGAACUUGCCUGCUGUGUUCCACCUGAACCAGAAGAUAUCACAGAUAAUACAAGGCAAAUAGGUACUGGAAUACCAUUAAGAGGUCACUCUGGACCAGUGCAAGCAGUCAGCAUUUUGUCAAGAGAAGAGCUAGUUCUCUCUGCCUCCCAUGAUAACACGAUGAGGGCUUGGAGAAUCUCGGACUACUCAUGUGCUUCUAUUUACAGAGGACACAACUAUCCGAUUUGGUGUUUGGACGUAUCGAAAAAUGGCCUGUUUAUUGUGACUGGAUCGCACGAUAGAACAGCGAAGUUGUGGUCCCUAGACAGGACGUUCCCCGUGAGAAUCUUCGUUGGGCAUAUGUCUGAUGUUACGUGUGUAAAAUUUCAUCCCAACGAAGCCUACAUAGCGACCGGGGGUGCGGACCGCACCGUACGUUUGUGGAGCGUUUGUGACGCGCGGCUUGUACGGGUGUUGUGCUCGCACCGCGGUCCCGUCCGAGCCCUUGCCUUUGCACCAACUGGGUCACAUUUAGCUAGCGCAGGUGAUGAUAAGAAAAUUAAAAUAUGGGAUUUAGCCGCAUGUUCAUGCAUACAUGAGUACCGAGGGCAUUAUGGAAAAAUUACUGCAUUGGACUGGUCAGCAGUUGGAAAGCCCAACUUGACAAAUAGAGUAUCAUCAGAAUUAAGUGAUAUAAACGCAGAUAAUUCUAUAUUGUGCUCUGCUGGCAUGGAUGGUGUCGUUAAAGUUGUGUGGGACAGUCAAUUAAAAAACAAACAGGUAUCUAGUCAAGAUAACUCUACAUCUACAUAUAACACCAAAUGUGCAUAUCUUGUUGAUAUCCAAGUCCAUCCAGACUGGAUGGUAGCUAUUGGGACUAAAAAGUGA